Molecule: messenger RNA, 1693 nt
Organism: Paramecium pentaurelia
Lineage: Eukaryota; Ciliophora; Oligohymenophorea; Peniculida; Parameciidae
Source: the annotation of a GenBank genome assembly
AUGAAUAUUAUUAAGUAUUACCGUAAGGCCUUAUUAAGACCUGCCUAUAAUAUAUUCUGGAGGAAAGAAUAAAAUUAAUAAAAGUCAGGAAAAAAUGAUGAAAAGAAUUAAAAUUAAACUGGUGGUAUAUAUCAUAUUCUUAAUAAGUAAAGAAUGGAAGGGAAAGGAGGAAUAUUUAGUUGAUUUAAGAAAAAAGAGAGAAGAAUAUGAAAAAAUGAAAAUAAAAAAUGAAAAAGAAGUUCGCACAUAAACUAUACGAUAAGCAAGAGAACAUGAAGUUAAUUAUGGAAAAGUGGAUUUUGCAAAAGUUUUUAUUGAUAACAUCAAUAUCUAAUAUUCUAGUGAAUUUAAACAUCCAGAAGAAAUGUUUAAUUUCUUAGGAACACUUAAAGUGUAAUUAACUGAGCAAAAUUUAAUGACAUGUGUUAAUGCUUUUAUUUAAUUUGCAGAUAGAAUAACUGAAGAUGAUUUGAUAAGAUACGAAUUUUAAGAAUUUUAAGCUAUAUUAUCAAAACAGAUAAGAAUUAUAAGCAAUGUUGAAAAUAUAGUUAAAAUUACAAAAUUAUUAGAUAUUUUAUGUUUACCUUCAGAACAUGAGAUUUGGGGUUAAUUAGAAAUAUCAAUUUUGAAUAGAAUGUCAAAAUUAAAUUUAGAGUAGCUUUUGGAAAUAUUAUCACAUUUAAGCAAUUAAAAAGAAGGAUCAGAUUAAUUUUGGGAUUAAUGUGAGAAUUAAAUUUAGGAUUAAAUCAAUAAAAUAUAAGAUAUAAAUUAAUAAUAUUAAUGUGUUAUUUAAACUUUGAUGUUUUAUUGGAGAGUUUAAAGAGGGUAACAAACAUUAUGAUUAAUUAUUAGAACUAAAUAAUUUAUUCGAGGAUUAGUAGGAAUUAUGUUGUAAAAUUCAUAGGAUUAAUAGAUCUAUCAAAAAUUACCUAUGAAUACAAUAAUUUAAGGAGUUCUUGUAAUGGGAUAACUUUGUGAAAAAUAAGAUACUUCUGAUAUUGUUAAAAGUUAAUAAUUCAAAAAUUAUUUUAUUGGAAUAGAAUAAUAUAUAUUGAAAUAAUUUGAUACUUUGAAUUUUGAAUAAAUCUGCUUAAUAAGUUAAGGAUUUGGUUUUGAAUUUGGUAGUGAAAUACUUAAUUAGAAAUUAGAAAGUAAGAUUUUAGAAAAUUUUGAUAAAUAUGAGUUAUAAGAAUUAAAAUUAAUUAUUAAAAGUUUUCUACUUUCAUAUAGAGGAUCAAAGUAAUUUUAUUUUAUAAAAAAAUAGGAAAUUAUUUAAAAUAAUGAUGAAUAAAAUUUCAUCUUUGAAACAUGAGUUUACAUCAAUAGAAUUAGCUGAAAUAAUUAAAUCCUAUUAUAUUACAGAAAAUGAUAAUUAAGAGUUUUAUGUUGAUAUUGAAAGAAAAAGUAUUAAUGAUAUUUAAUCAGUUUUAUAGAGAUUAAAAGAAGUUAGAGAAAUAACACCUUAAGAAAUAUAUGAAAUUGCUUAUAGUUAUUUAAUUACAAGGAUUGGAUCUAGAGAAUUCUAUAAAUUAUUGGAAAUUGUAAUUAAUUAAUUAUUUAAAUCUAGGUUAUAACAUUUAGAUUUGAUGAUUUAAGAUAGAAUGCUAUUUUAAUGAGUAAGUUACAUGAUUUAUAUUUAAAAAGUGCACUUUGUGAUACAAAACUUAUAGAAAGGAUGGCAUCAGUUCUGUGA